AUGUACAACGGCGUAGAGGCUGUUUCGAUUAAGGGUACCGGGCUGAGCGGCUAUGUUCAGCGCAGCCGCGUGAACGUGUCGGCAGCGGGCCGCGCGCCCGUUGAGGAGGGCACGAUGGCAGCCGAGGGCGGGUCGUCCAUCAACCCUCUCGAGCAGCGCCGCGCGCAGGGCGAGAACCGCGAGAUGGCGGCGCGGCUUGAGUCUCAUCACGCUUUGCGCGAGGUGCGGCUGCGCGUCUUGCUCUACCGCGAGGAGCGUCAGGCGGCUGGGAUUGACGCCGCCACGGUCGAGCGCGAGUGCGGCGAGCUCUACGAGUCUUUGCUCGUCGCCGCCAAGGGUCGUCUGAAGGCGCAGCAGAAGGCAGAGAACGCCAAGACGGCCGCGAAGUUCGCCGCCGCGUUCGGCGUAAAGUCCACAACGGCGACGACCGCCGCAGGCAGCGGCAGCGCGUUCAGCCGCUCAGUGCAGGAGGCGGAGAAGCGCCGCAGCGAAGACGAGCGGCGCUCUCGCCAGGAGGCUCAACUCGUCGAGCAUCUGAAGCGUAUGCGCAGCGAGGCCAGCAAUGCGGCAGCGCCGUAG
Leishmania braziliensis MHOM/BR/75/M2904 is the source of this 579-nucleotide messenger RNA. RefSeq lists its product as hypothetical. NCBI's taxonomy places the organism in Eukaryota, Euglenozoa, Kinetoplastea, Trypanosomatida, Trypanosomatidae. The coding region runs from base 1 to 579 and encodes 192 amino acids. The transcript has a single exon. The record is from RefSeq and is a predicted model, not a curated record.